Boleophthalmus pectinirostris (great blue-spotted mudskipper) is the source of this 1191-nucleotide messenger RNA. Its product is annotated as protein OSCP1-like. Bases 1 to 1191 code for a protein of 396 amino acids. The record is from RefSeq and is a predicted model, not a curated record. Gene Ontology annotation, biological process: transport. Gene Ontology annotation, cellular component: plasma membrane; cytoplasm. The transcript is spliced from 11 exons. Lineage: Eukaryota; Metazoa; Chordata; Actinopteri; Gobiiformes; Gobiidae.
AUGUCGACGCGGGCGCUGCCUCUCGUCUUCAUAAACCUCGGAGGGGAAAUGCUUUACAUUUUGGACCAGCGUUUACAGAGCAGCAACACGACUGAAGACGGAUCUGAAAAAGGGCUGUGGACAGAGGGAGACCGCCGGAGAGUGCUGAAUGACAUCGUGGGGACAUUGUUCAGUAAAGCUUUCUUGGACGAGCUGUUUAAACCUCAGCAGUUGUAUUCUCACAGAACCAUGAAGACGGUUCUGUCCAGACUGGCCCAAGGAUCCAUCAUGAGACUCAACCCAGCCUCCAUGGACCGGUUGUAUGAGUUGAUGGUGAUGGGGCUGAAGUACCAGGUCUGGCUCUGCCCUCGGCCCAAAGACCUGCUCCUCAUCUCCUACAAUCACCUGGACUCCACCAAAAAGCUGGUCCAAGACACGCCCACAAUCCUGAACCAGGUCCACGAAGCCCACCGCAGGGUCAUAGAGGCGUACACGAGUCUGUCUCCAGGAGAACUGCAGCUGCUCAGACACACUCUGCUCAACUUCUUUGAGGACUUCCACAUCAGAGUUUCUUUUUUCCUGAAAACUCAGAUCCAGAAUCCCAACGGGCGUUUUGUCCUGGGCACAAGUGGACCAGUGCCUCAAGGAGUCCAGGUCCCAGGACUCAUCAGAGUAUUGGACUGCAGAGGCCGAGAGCUGCGGCGCUGGGAGUUUCCUACAGGGGGCGACUACACCAGCGCGAUCAGAGAGGGAAGUUUUGAUCUGUACGGAGACAGAGUCCUCAAACUGGGCUUAAACAUAUACACAAUGGUGAACCCUGAGGAGACACACACCUCCAAAACUCCAGCUGCAAAGACUGAGUCCAGACCAAACCUGCUGGCCAAAGAGGAGCUGAACCUUCUGUCACGGCUCAUGGGGACCCUCAAGUCCCAGUCCCAGUCCCAGUCCGAGUCUGGGUCUAGACCUGGUCCAGAGAAGAGUUUUAGGAUCAACCUGUUCCCCAGCGACCAAGAGGAGGAUGAGGCAGGAGCCGUGGGAGGAGCCGAGGAGCCGUGGAGCGGAGUCAUCAACAUCCAGGCCUCGCAGGACGUGGGGGCGUCCUCAGAGUUGGCUCACAUCUUGGGACAGUUCACAGAAAAACAAGAAAAACAAGAAAGUGAAACCUGCAGUAAAGGAGACGAGCUGCUGGCCCUCAUGGACCAACUGGGCUGA